This is a messenger RNA of Vespa mandarinia (Asian giant hornet), 1708 nucleotides long. Its product is annotated as TWiK family of potassium channels protein 18. NCBI's taxonomy places the organism in Eukaryota, Metazoa, Arthropoda, Insecta, Hymenoptera, Vespidae. The record is from RefSeq and is a predicted model, not a curated record. Gene Ontology annotation, biological process: potassium ion transmembrane transport; stabilization of membrane potential. Gene Ontology annotation, molecular function: potassium ion leak channel activity; outward rectifier potassium channel activity. Gene Ontology annotation, cellular component: plasma membrane.
UGGAGUUCCAUGUGGUUCCCCACGAUAUCGUAUCUCUCGUACUUUUUUGAUUACUCCAGGUCCGUUGAUCGUUGUAAAAUAAUGGUUCGGCCAACGGUGAGAUCGUCCCUUAGAAGUCGUGAUUCUUCCUCAACGUCUACAGGACCAGACGCAAGAGAACGAAUAAAGGAUUGUUGUCGUAAGUUGGUCGCUUUUAUGUGUACUCAAGUUGGCGUAGGUGGACUAGUCGUUGGCUAUGCCAUAGUGGGUGCUUUUGGUUUCAUAAUGAUCGAGAAGCAGAACAGUAUCGUCGAUCCUGACUGUUAUCGUUAUCCGAUUCAAAGGAUGUACGCUGAAAUUCUUUGGUAUAGAACAGCAGGCGACCAAACGGUAAAUAUAUUCAACAGGACGGCUUUCUUCGUUGUAUCGAACAAUAUUCUUAGGGAACUUCAGGAAAAUUUUACCGCUGUCUAUUUGAAAAAUAGUUGUAACAUCGGUAUGACCUCGUCCGAGCAAUGGUCAUUCCCCGCAGCUCUCAUGUUUUGUCUAUCGAUAUUCACCAUGAUCGGAUAUGGAAAUUUGGUACCUAGAACUCCAUGGGGCAAAGGUGCAACGGUCAUGUAUGCCGUAUUGGGAAUUCCCUUAUAUGUUUUAUAUUUUUUAAACAUGGGAAAAAUUUUGGCACAAACGUUCAGAUGGCUCUACACAAAUUUACACGAGUGUACGGGACAGAGAAAACCUGGCCAAAGGAUAACCGUACCCUCUACCGCUUGUCUUUGGGUUAUCUUUGGAUAUGUCCUAGUUGGAUCUAUCAUGUUCGCCCAAUGGGAGGGCUGGGAUCUUCUCGACAGCACUUAUUUUUGCGUGACCUCACUCUGUAAGAUCGGUAUGGGAGAUUUUAUACCUGGAUGGACGCUCGGUGAAUCCACGGAGAGCAGUCAUACCAAAUUGGUCAUCAAUUUCGUCUAUCUUCUUCUUGGCAUGGGACUGAUCGCCAUGUGUUAUAAUCUUAUGAAAGAGGACGUUUACGUGAAAGCGAGGGAACUAAAGGAGCAGCUCGAUCACGCGAUGGACGCUGCUCAUCAUCAGAUGAUUACGUGCUGCCGAUCGAAAAGUUUAGUCUGAAUUUUUUCUCCUCCGUUCGACAAACUUUCGUGACUCUUAAGAUCGUCUUAUCAUGAAUGGAUCUUGUCUCGAAUUACAAAUCAAGAUAAUUUCUUGAUAAUACCAUGUCAUUUUUUAACAUUUCUUCUUCUUUUUUCUUUUCUUUAUUUUUUCUUUUUUUUUUUUUUCUUUUUACUUUUUACUUUUCUGUCCUUUAACCGACAUGAGAAUUUUCUCAUGUAUUCGAAUUAUCUAUAUUUAUCAAUACUAAGUUGAACUCUAUUUUGCUAAUACCUUGCUGAACUAUCUCGACGAUACUGUCGACGUUAAAAUGAAUUUAUCGUCAUUGAAAAGUCAUUGGCAUGCAUUAGAGAAAGCACAUGGUACACGUGGGAAGGAAAAUAUACAUACCUGGUAAUCGCGCUUCUUUGACAAUAAAUUAUAUACCACAUUCCAUGCUAAAUAUUUAUAUACGUUUGCGAAAUAUUUUAACGGUUUCUUUCAAAGGAGAGAGAAAGAAAAAAAAAUACAACUCUUAAAACGUAAAAAGCUAUGACUCACACCGACUACGUUUAUAGAUUUAUGAGAAUAAUUUAAACACUUGACAACGUUAUACGAAAAUAAU